Messenger RNA from Durio zibethinus, 1896 nucleotides. RefSeq lists its product as uncharacterized. The record is from RefSeq and is a predicted model, not a curated record. Gene Ontology annotation, molecular function: ureidoglycolate hydrolase activity. Lineage: Eukaryota; Viridiplantae; Streptophyta; Magnoliopsida; Malvales; Malvaceae.
AAAGUUGUUUUUUGUUACUGUCAACAUCAAUUGAAUUUUUUCGCAUAAAAACUGACAUGUUUUCUUGAAAAUUUAUUUUUCAAGAAUUUUUUUUUCUAAUUUUCAGUUUUAGCUCUCUACGAUCUUCACUCAUAAUUCAUCGUCAUUUUCUGAUCCAACUAGGUAAAAGCAAACUACUAAACGGAUCAUUCUAUUUCUCUCUUUCUUUCUAGAACGCAAACUUGAAAAUGGAAAUGGAAGGAAAACCAGAGUCAAAGCCAAGGAUAUUGAAGCUGAAGCCAAUUGAAAUCACCCCAGAAAGCUUUCAAGAGUUUGGGCAAGUGGUUGAAGCAUCCCCAGAUGGAGAAGAGUUUGGUCCUAAAGAUGCUCAGCUGGAUCUCAGCAAAGGAAUCCCAAGGUUACAGAUUAUGCGGCUUGAGGACCAACCACUCAAGUUUGCCACAAUUACACACCAUGCCAGUGUAACCCAAUGCCUUGGAUCCAAUGGAGGUCACGUUUGGUAUCUUGGAGUUGCUAAGCCAUCAAUAGUGGACUCAAAAGAAACUAAGAAUGAGAAGGGCAAGGCACCUCUGCAGUCACAUUGUGGUCAUUUUUAUCUGCCUCCAGCUGUUGAUGGUGUGCAAGUUUUCAGAAUUUCAGGUCCUAAGUUCCUAAAACUUAAUGUUGGAACUUGGCAUGCUGGACCUCUAUUUAAGGAACACUCUAUGUACUUCUACAACUUAGAACUAAGUGAUACCAAUGAGGUGGAUCAUACAACACAUAGCUUCAAAAAGAAGGAUGGAGUGGUUUUUGCCAUUGAUGACUAACUGUUAUAUGCUCAAUCGAUGAUCUGAUCAAUAUGUCUCCAGGUUCUUUCAGAAGUAUAUGCACAAAAAAUGGGACUCCUUUGCUUUGCUAAUUUGCUGAUUUUUUUUCCUUGUCUAGUUUGUUUUAUUAUAGCGGAGGAUAUUGGGAUUUUAGGCAAUAAUGGGAGGAAGAGGAAGGUUUGUAUUUGGGGAGUUUUUAUCUGUAGCUGUUUGCAUGUACUUCUGGUGAUCACUUCCUGGGAUUGAUUUUUCUCUUUUGGAAUAUGCUAAUGGAAACUUUUUUUUAUUGCACUAUUUUCUUGGUUGCUAUGUUGUUUUGUUAUGUAUAUACUAUUAAUUAAUCUUGAAACCAUUUAUUUAUGUUUAUCAACUUCUUCUUGUUGCUAAUUUGGCCAUCCAGCAAGGGGAAGGGAAGCAAAGUAAGGAGAAAUAAAGGGAAAACUUAAGUUUGAGAAACCAGAAUUGGAGGCUGGUAAGCAAUCAACCACAAGUGACUAUCCCGUGAUAACACCAUUUUCACAGGUCUCAUCACCUAUUUCUUUCCAAAAUCAGUGUAUCGCCCAUGAUGCAAGACGUUCUCUAACUCAAGCACAUGAAAAAUCUGAGAAGCAAAGAUAUCUGUUUCAUCCAUGUUGCAAUGAAAUAACUGAAAGAACCAAAUGUAGUUUCAAAAGCAACGGCUUAAUAGUCAGAAUAACCCUCUUUUAUUAACCAUGCACGAACAUGUCCUUAAAACAAUCUGAGAAAAUGGUAAACAUUGUACAAACGAAAACAAAAGAAAACACUAGAGCUUAGAGUAACCCUUACCAUUGGAAAGAACUCACUCUUUUCCAACACUCCCCAUGAAUCAGUGCUCAUCCAUAGCGAGUUGGUCUUUUCAUAUCCCUCUCCAAAUAUACGUAUGUCCGAAUAUAAAUCACCUUGUAAUCAUUGGACAAAGGAUCCAAUCCAAAUCCAAGAGUAUGCAUAAAGGUGGCGGAAUGUUUUGAUUGAUUACAUUCAGGGAGGUUCCUGAUUUCUCAUGUGGUUGGAUUCCGUAGACAAAAUAAACAAAAUAAUCCAUUAUCAACACAAAAGUCAAAAUCAUGCA